AUGAGACCAAGCUGUGCCCUCCUGCUUCUUUCUCUGCUGGUUCUCUACAACACCAGCACUGCAGCUAUCUUCGAUCCAGAAGAUCUCAGUUGCAGAUGUAGAAGAGUAACAUCCAGCUUCAUCCAUCCCACGAGAUAUUCAAAAGUUAAGAUCAUUCUGCCUGGAAUCAGUUGCCGAAGGACUGAAAUAAUAAUCACAUUGAAGUCAAGAAAGACUCUGUGUGUCAACCCUGAAGCCAAGUGGGUGCAGGCUUUGCUGGCGGUCAUGUAA
Molecule: messenger RNA, 270 nt
Organism: Euleptes europaea (tarantolino)
Lineage: Eukaryota; Metazoa; Chordata; Lepidosauria; Squamata; Sphaerodactylidae
Product: growth-regulated alpha protein-like
Exons: 3
Coding region: 1-270 (89 amino acids)
Biological process (GO): cellular response to lipopolysaccharide; inflammatory response; neutrophil chemotaxis
Cellular component (GO): extracellular region
Molecular function (GO): chemokine activity; CXCR chemokine receptor binding
Source: RefSeq, a predicted model, not a curated record